CCGCAGCGAGCGAGAGAGCGCCGAGGCGCAUUUCCCUCUGCCAGGAGAAGCCCCGGAGCAGCUCGCCGGACUCCAGGGAGCGCUGUGUCGCCGCCCGCCGAGGCGGGGAGCCGCAGGAGGAGAAGGCGGCAGCCCACCAGGCGCAUCUGGACACGGGGAAUCGAGGCGCAGCCUGCCUCGGGGCGGCUGAUGGGCGCGCUCCGGCCAGCAGCCAGACACACAGCCCCAGCUCCGUCCUCCAGGUGGACUGCAUUUCUUUUUAUGAAGUUUCACUAAUGGCUUGACAUCAGCAAAUUAAACAGAAUUCUCAUCAUGGAGAAUACAGAUGCAGAUAACCUGGCAUCAAAACCAGAGGAGAAAGAUCCACCCCAAAGUCCCUAUUCUGUUGAAACUCCCUAUGGCUUCCAUUUAGACCUUGACUUCCUGAAGUAUGUUGAUGACAUUGAAAAGGGAAAUACUAUCAAGAGAAUUCCAGUCCGCCGGAAAACUAAGCACCCCAAAUUUAGCACCCUGCCUCGGAACUUUAGCCUUCCAGAAAAUGGAUCCAAUGCCUAUUCAUCCUCCUUAAACAAGAGUUUCCUUACACAGAGAAAGUCCUCCUUAGAUGCAGAGGAGAGCAGGUCCCUGGUCACAUCCAUUGGUACAUCUUCACAUUCAACUCUUCCCCAAGGACCAAGCUACAGAAAGAAAGCCCUGCUAAUAGAGACUGUCAAACAAGACCCUCUUCCCCUUGAAGAGGAGACCGCCAAUUGUAAAGGAAGGCCUCAGCUUCUAAGGGCAUCCAGCAUGCCUGCCCAGCUUCCACCAAUUCCAAAUUUAGAAGAAGAAACUCAUCAGGCAGCUUUUCUGCCUUCGGGAUUCCUUCAGUCUUCCAAUGGAAAUAGUUUAGAGUUUGAUUUUAGCCCUGCAAAAAAGCCAUCCGAGUUAAUUAGUUCCAUAAGAUCUCUGUUGCCCCCACUUGAAAAUCUAACAUUGAAAGAACAAACCAAUAAAGCCAUCCAGGAUUCUGAGAAAAGUCCAGGAUUAAGGAGAGGAGCUCAGCUUCUGUUAGACCAGCAACAAACAGAGCUUCCUAAGGAAACAGAACUCAGUGAUCCACAGCAAAGCCAACCUCUAAUUUCUCAGAAAUUCCUUGAGGCUGUGGAGAGCGGAGAAGAAUGUCAUGAGAUGCAGGUGUGUCCAUCAUCAGUUCAGAGUGAAUUGGCCCCUACCAGUACCUCAGAAAACAUGUCUGUAAAGGAAUCCCAGGAAGGAAUAGAACUUAACAUAUGUGAGACUGUUGCAGAAGAAGUAGAGGAAGAGGAUGAAGUGACAGCUCUUAGCACUAGAGAAGUGGAAGAAAAUAUACAACUCAACCCCUUCCUUCUCAAAAGUCCCAGCAAUAUAAGAGCAUUACAACAGCAUAUUGCAAUCCUGGAGAAGCAACUAAAUCACAAAACAGAAGAACUUGAGCAGAUCCGGAAGGUUUUGAAGCAACAGGAUCAAGAAAUCAAAGCAAAAGAGAGAAGUAUUGAAUUGCUAGCAACUUCUAAAGCCCAGCUGGAAGAGAAACUCUGUGGGGAGAACAUCAAAGAAAUUAAGCCAGGCGUGCAGGCCAGAAAUGCCCCCCAAUACUUUGAUGUUGCUGUGAAUACAGAACAUGUGCAUGAAAAGGUGAUGCAUGAAAAAGAGAUUUCUGUAAGCAUCACGGAGCUUGUGGAACCUCUAGGAGCGGUUACUUACGAGGCUGAUGAUAAAAAUGUGGACCUAUGUAAAGAGUUACUCCGUGAUGAGAUAUCUGCUGAUAAUGGACGAAGAUAUGAGCCUACUUUGGAGAGAAACAAGCAAGGAGAGAGAAUUGCUCAGGAAAGUGAUUGCUCCAUUGUUGAACCAAGCUAUAAUGAGCUACCGGUACAUGUUGAUAAUGAAAACUGCAAGACAGAAAGAAACCCUUUGACCGCUCAGCUCUUUGUUCCUGGUGGAGAAAAUGAUUCUGGUCCCAAGACCGCUGACAUAAAAUCCAAAGGAAUGCCAAUCAUUUUUCAAGAAGAUGCUCAGCAAGAGCAGGAGGAACAGAAUGACCAAGGAGCAAAAGAAUCACCUGCAGAUCCCAUUCUGGGCCAGUACAUUAAAAAAAUCCAGGAUCUCUUACAAGAGCAGUGGCUGUGCCUAGAACAUGGGUAUCCCGAGCUAGCCAGUGCAAUAAAGCAACCUGCCUCAAAGCUCAGUUCGAUCCAGAAUCAACUUGUAAAUUCUCUGAAUUUGCUGCUCUCGGCCUACUCAGCACAGACACCAACAGACCAAGAGAAUUCCAACACACAGUAUCAACAGUUGGAAAUCUCUCCAAGUACAAGUCUGAAAUCUAUUAUGAAAAAGAAAGAAGCUGGUUUCCAUGAAGGAAGUAACGGCACCAAAAAGAACCUUCAGUUUGUUGGGGUAAAUGGUGGUUAUGAAACCACGUCCAGUGAAGAUUCUACCUGUGAAGAAAACUCCUCUGAAGGUGAUUCAGAUAAUGAGGUGGACAGAAAACAUGGGAAUGAAGAGCAAAGUUGGGGGGAAGAUGUCGAAGAAGAAGAACAAUCAACACCUGCAACUCUUCCAAGUGCAAAGAAGGACCGUGGUUUGGGAAAACUAGAGGAAACCACACAAUCAACAAUGCAAGAUAAAGUUGAGCGAUUUAGACCCUCGGGAGAUUUUCUCAAAGGGUGCCAGAUCUUAAGCAAAAACUUGUCAGAAAUAAGGACCACAAAGGACAAAUUCCUGAGGCAUGUGUUGAGCACUGUCUGUCAGGAAUGGUUCCGGAUCUCGAGCAGGAAAUCGUCCUCCCCUGGAAUUGUUGCAGCUUACCUUCAGGAGAUUGAGGCGGUUCAUCCCCACCUACAGAGUGUCAUUGUCAAUUUAGCCGAUGGAAAUGGCAACACAGCUCUUCAUUACAGUGUUUCGCAUUCUAACUUUUGGAUUGUGAAGCUUCUUUUAGAAACAAGUGUUUGUGAUGUGGAUCAUCAAAAUAAAGCUGGGUAUACAGCAGUAAUGAUCACUCCACUAGCAUCAGCAGAGACUGAGGAAGAAAUGGAAGUAGUCAAGAAGCUCUUGCAAGAAGGCAAUGUCAAUAUAAGGGCUAGUCAGGGUGGACAGACUGCCUUAAUUUUGGGAGUCAGCCAUGAUAGAGAAGAUAUGGUGAAAGCAUUGCUGUCAUGCAAUGCCGAUAUAAAUCUUCAGGAUGAGGAUGGCCUAUCACCAUUAAUGGUGGCUUCUCAACAUGGUAAUUUGGAGAUGGUGAAACUUCUUUUAUCUCAUUCAGGCUGUGAUCCUGCAUUAGUGGACAAGGAUGGCAAUUCUGCUUUGUCCCUGGCUUUGAAAUCUGCCCACAUGGAAAUUGUAGAGUUCCUACGGACCCACAUACAUCAUACUCAAUCUCUGAAUACAUAAAAGGAUAUGGAAAAAAAACCUGUAUCUGAUUGAAUGAGAAAUUCAUAACAAAAGACUUAUUGUAUUAGCCAACUCUGUAACCACUUUAUAUGCCAAUGAUUUAGCUGAUAACCAUUACAUGAAAAAAGGAAUUAUGCCAAUUAUUUGCAUACAUUCCUCAUAAAUGAAUCACUCUCACGAGCUGUUUUAGUCCUGACCUAUGACCACUGCAACAAAUGAGAAUUAGAUUAUUGCCUUUGUAUUAAUAACUAUUCUUUUUUUUCAAAUGUUGCCUUCUUAAGGGGGAGAUUUCAGCCUAUUUUUUAUUUUUUAUUUUUUAAAUACCUGUGAAAACCAUUAAGAAGUUAUUUGUUGACAUACGUCUUCAGUUGCCUAGAAUCAUGGCAACCCAUU
Messenger RNA from Thamnophis elegans (Western terrestrial garter snake), 3801 nucleotides. It is a transcript of the gene KANK4, whose product is annotated as KN motif and ankyrin repeat domains 4. Gene Ontology annotation, biological process: negative regulation of actin filament polymerization. The record is from RefSeq and is a predicted model, not a curated record. The transcript has 10 exons. The coding region runs from base 313 to 3408 and encodes 1031 amino acids. Gene Ontology annotation, molecular function: protein binding. Gene Ontology annotation, cellular component: cytoskeleton; cytoplasm. Lineage: Eukaryota; Metazoa; Chordata; Lepidosauria; Squamata; Natricidae.